This is a messenger RNA of Acipenser ruthenus (sterlet), 9867 nucleotides long. Its product is annotated as F-box/LRR-repeat protein 16-like. Lineage: Eukaryota; Metazoa; Chordata; Actinopteri; Acipenseriformes; Acipenseridae. Gene Ontology annotation, cellular component: SCF ubiquitin ligase complex. The transcript is spliced from 8 exons. Gene Ontology annotation, biological process: SCF-dependent proteasomal ubiquitin-dependent protein catabolic process. Gene Ontology annotation, molecular function: protein binding. The coding region runs from base 294 to 1757 and encodes 487 amino acids. The record is from RefSeq and is a predicted model, not a curated record.
UGCUUGCUCGCUCUCCUCUCUCUCAGUGGCGAUUGCUACUGGAUGCGCACAGAAUGCAUAACGGCUCUUGUAAAGAAGAUAACGGCUCCGUAUGCCGCGUAACAAACCUCAUCGAUUGGCACAGCAUGGCAUAAGGAAACAAGAACAACACGACUCUCUUCCUAAUCCAAGUACGCUGAAUACAAUUCCCGAUGGAUACUAAUAGCGUGGCGAUUUCGAAUCGAUCUAAAGGCAGAAGAUAAAGAAACAUCCACACAUAUUCACAAAGGGAACAAUCAGGAUAUUGCAAGUAAAUGUUGAAGAUGACCACUCCCAACGACCUCAAGUCACCUUGUGUGCCGAGGAACGGCUUGGUCAAGCUUCCUGCCCAGCCCAAUGGUCUUGGCUUGGCCAGCAUCACAAAAGGGACCCCAGCGAUCAAAAACCGCCUGUGCCAGUCCUCCUCUGUGCCCACCAUCCUGCUUCCGGCCAGCCUGCCGUGCCACAUGGAGCCCCUGCCCACCGCUGCAUCCCUCCUGGCGGGUGACCCAGACGAUGGCUCCCCCACCUCUGAUGAGCCCCCUCGCAGGAAGCUUUCCAAGCCCUCUCUGGAGCGACAGCUGGUGCUGGAUGAGAAGGUUCUCAACCGGCUGCUCUGGUACUUCACCACGGUGGAGAAGUGCAUCCUGGCCCAGGUGUGUAAGACCUGGAGGAAGGUUCUCUACCAGCCCAAGUUCUGGGAAGGGGUGACGCCCAUCCUGCAUGCCAAGGAGCUCUACAGCCUCCUGCCCGGCGUCGAGAAGCAGUUUGUCAACCUGCAAGCCUUCGCCCUGCGCGGGUUCCACUCCUUCUGCCUGGUGGGGGUCUCGGACUUGGACAUUUGCGAGUUCAUUGACAACUACCCACUCUCCAAGAAGGGAGUCAGGUCCGUCAGUCUGAAACGGUCAACCAUAACCGACGCUGGCUUAGAGGUGAUGCUAGAGCAGAUGCAGGGUCUAAUGCACCUGGAGCUGUCCGGCUGCAAUGACUUCACAGAAGCGGGGCUGUGGUCCAGCCUGAACGCGCGGCUCACCUCCCUGAGCGUUAGCGACUGCAUCAACGUGGCGGACGAUGCCAUCGCCGCCAUCUCGCAGCUCCUGCCCAACCUGUCGGAGCUGAGCCUGCAGGCCUACCACGUGACGGACACGGCCAUGGCCUACUUCACUGCCAAGCAGGGCUACACCACCCACACGCUGCGCCUGCACUCCUGCUGGGAGAUCACCAACCACGGCGUGGUCAACAUGGUGCACAGCCUGCCCAACCUCACCGCCCUCAGCCUGUCCGGUUGCUCCAAAAUAACCGAUGACGGCGUGGAGCUGGUGGCGGAGAACCUUCGCAAGCUGCGCAGCCUGGACCUGUCCUGGUGCCCCCGAAUCACGGACAUGGCGCUUGAGUACAUCGCCUGUGACCUGCACAAGCUUGAGGAGCUCGUACUGGACAGGUGUGUUCGGAUCACAGAUACAGGACUCGGGUACCUCUCCACCAUGUCAUCCCUUCGCAGCCUCUACCUGAGAUGGUGUUGCCAGGUACAAGAUUUCGGUUUACAACACCUCUUUGGAAUGAGAAGUUUACGACUCCUGUCCGUAGCAGGCUGUCCAUUGCUGACCACUACAGGGCUGUCCGGCCUUAUUCAGCUUCAGGAACUGGAAGAACUGGAACUGACCAACUGCCCAGGGGCCACUCCAGAGCUCUUCAAGUACUAUUCGCAGCACCUGCCCCGGUGCAUGGUCAUUGAGUAGUGAGAGGACGCGGGCGAUUGGCCAGAGCACCAAACCUUCUCCUCCAAUCAAAACCGAGAGCUGACCAACCUACUUCAUGCAGAACUUGGAGAAAAAUAAAACAAAACAAAAUGAGAAAGCAAGAAAGAACAAAAGAAAUACAGAGAGAAUGAAAGGCUUGACAAAAAAGGGAAAAAACUUAACAGAUGAAAGAGAAAAAUGAAUAUAUAUAUAUAAAAAAAAAAGAAUUGUAGCUUUGAUGUGACGUCAUUCAGUGUUUUUACAAAGGGUGCGUGUACAGGUUCCUCCAGUCAUCUUGCGUCUUUGUACUAGGCGUCCAAUGGAAAUUGGCAAAGUGGAAGAGUGAGAGAGACAGGAAGAGGCGUGACUAGGAUUCUUUCAGAGUGUUUACGGCAUAAAGCAUUGGAGUUGGUCAUAUGCACUCCGGCUACCUUUGGUCCAUUGAGAUCUUGAAGUUGGCUUCUCCAUCUGUCUGUCUGUAAAGAAAAAAAAAAAUUACAUUUUCUGUCUGAACUGCACGUUUACCCGCUUGUUGUCAUGCUUUUUUAUUAUUCAUUUUAAAAUGAUUUUUUAUUAAGGAAAUUGAAGUUUGUGGUAAGCAAUCAUGAGUUUUCAACUUCUCCUGCAAAGGCAGAAAUGUAACCCUGUGUGAUAUGAAGUACAUCCCCAUUAGUAGCAUUGCGAACCAGUAAUGUUGUUUGAAUGCGAGAAGUUGUGGAUGGAGAUUCCUUAUGUGUUUUAUUAUCAGGGGUGGGGUUGAGAGGUUGGAGGGAUCAAGGGGUAGUUGAGGUGUUCAAAGAGACAGUAAUGUAUAUACAAUGGACAAUAUGCCCAGCUUGGCCUUCCUUUCUAUUUAUAUUGAUUUAAUUGUGUGAGGUUAAAUGGUUUUCGAGGUUACAGAUUCCUAGGUGACGGUGUAACUCUGCAUCAAAUCCCACCUGGUCUCUUCUGAUUUGUAGCAAAUUGAUUUGAUUUGAUGGUUUUGAGACAAGUGUUUCUGACAAAAUAAAAUGGACACGGUUCCCUCACACACCAACAGGAAAGCAUUUUCCACAUUCAGAUCCAUAACCGUGUAACACCAAUAGCAAUAGCCAUCUCUGUCAAUGCUGCUUGGUAACCUACUAACGGCAUCGCUUAGGAACUGAAAUGCUUUUGAGAUAGUGGGCAAGCCUGUAUUUUAGUAAGGUGGUGCUUCUUCCUCUUGGCCAAUCUGGAGACACAAGGAGAUGUCAAGUUCUAAGCCCCACCUUCAAAGGCGGUACUGUGAUUUUGGCUUUUAAAUCUGUGUUUAAUAUUUUUUAUCAGUGUUUUGAGAGGGAUUUGGUAAAAAGAUGCUGAGUUGCAGUGCUCUCCUGCUUCACUUUGUCAUUUGAGGUUUGACAUAUGAUUUUAUAUGUCCACAGAGACAGAAUCUUGGUUUCACUUCUUACUCAACAUUGGCCCCUAUACUAACUCCAUGCUGGGGCAGUGGUUGAGCUCUGGGACCUAAGUUUCCUUGAAGGUCCUUACCCAACCUUGUUUAUCUUCUGAGAUCUGACAUGAACAAUUUCAAAGGCCUCUACCUUUGAGUACAGGGUUGUCAUUAACUACAGACGUGCUCAAAUUUGUUGGUACCCUUACAGCUCAUUGAAAUAAUGCUUCAUUCCUCCUGAAAAGUGAUGAAAUUAAAAGCUAUUUUAUCAUGUAUACUUGCAUGCCUUUGGUAUGUCAUAGAAUAAAGCAAAGAAGCUGUGAAAAGAGAUGAAUUAUUGCUUAUUCUACAAAGAUAUUCUAAAAUGGCCUGGACACAUUUGUUGGUACCCCUUAGAAAAGAUAAUAAAUAAUUGGAUUAUAGUGAUAUUUCAAACGAAUUAGUUUCUUUAAUUAGUAUCACACAUGUCUCCAAUCUUGUAAUCAGUCAUUCAGCCUUUUUAAAUGGAGAAAAGUAGUCACUGUGCUGUUUGGUAUCAUUGUGUGCACCACACUGAACAUGGACCAGAGAAAGCAAAGGAGAGAGUUGUCUGAGGAGAUCAGAAAGAAAAUAAUAGACAAGCAUGGUAAAGGUAAAUGCUACAAGACCAUCUCCAAGCAGCUUGAUGUUCCUGUGACAACAGUUGCAAAUAUUAAGAAGUUUAAGGUCCAAGGAACUGUAGCCAAACUCACUGGGCGUGGCUGCAAGAGGAAAAUCGACCCCAGAGUGAACAGAAGGAUAGUGCGAAUGGUAGAAAAAGAACCAAGGAUAACUGCCAAAGAGAUACAAGCUGAACUCCAAGGUGAAGGUACGUCAGUUUCUGAUCGCACCAUCCGUCGCUUGUUGAGCAAAAGUGGGCUCCAUGGAAGAAGACCCAGGAGGACUCCACUUUUGAAAGAAAAACAUAAAAAAGCCAGACUGGAAUUUGCUAAAAUGCAUAUUGACAAGCCACAAUCCUUCUGGGAGAAUGUCCUUUGGACAGAUGAGUCAAAACUGGAGCUUUUUGGCAAGUCACAUCAGCUCUAUGUUCACAGACAAAAAAUGAAGCUUUCAAAGAAAAGAACACCAUACCUACAGUGAAACAUGGAGGAGGCUCGGUUAUGUUUUGGGGCUGCUUUGCUGCGCCUGGCACAGGGUGCCUUGAAUCUGUGCAGGGCACAAUGAAAUCUCAAGACUAUCAAGGCAUUCUGGAGUGAAACGUACUGCCCAGUGUCAGAAAGCUCUGUCUCAGUCGCAGGUCAUGGGUCCUCCAACAGGAUAAUGACCCAAAACACACAGCUAAAAGCACCCAAGAAUGGAUAAGAACAAAACAUUGGACUAUUCUGAAGUGGCCUUCUAUGAGUCCUGAUCUGAAUCCUAUCGAACAUCUAUGGAAAGAGCUGAAACUUGCAGUCUGGAGAAGGCACCCAUCAAACCUGAGACAGCUGGAGAAGUUUGCUCAGGAAGAGUGGGCCAAACUACCUGUUAACAGGUGCAGAAGUCUCAUUGAGAGCUACAGAAAACGUUUGAUUGCAGUGAUUGCCUCUAAAGGUUGUGCAACAAAAUAUUAGGUUAGCGGUCCCAUCAUUUUUGUCCAUGCCAUUUUCAUUUGUUUUCUUAUUUACAAAAUUAUGUUGAAUAAAAAAUCAAAAGCAAAGUCUGAUUUCUAUUAAAUAUGGAAUAAACAAUGGUGGAUGCCAAUUACUUUUGUCAGUUUCAAGUUAUUUCAGAGAAAAUUGUGCAUUCUUCGUUUUUUGUGGAGGGGUACCAACAAAUUUGAGCACGUCUGUAUGUGAAUAAUUGAAGAAGUGCUCACCUGUAGCCACAGCAGUUGGUAACCGGGGGAGUCUGUGAAAGUGUAAAAUUAUGGGAGGUUAAAACAUUCCAAGAACUACAGAGUGGUCUUGUUUGCAGAUGAAGUGAAAAGUAAAAUUGGUUUUGGAGGGUCAGUUUUAACACAGAUUAAAAUACUGUCAUCGUUCAAUGUUGUUAGCUGCAUUUUUAUUGUAUUUAGAACAAUGUUGAUUAGGGGUCAUUCAGUGAAUAACCCCUGGGAGAUUAAACAGGGUUUAAUUUAGAUCACAUAGACUUUUCUGUUACACAGUGAGAAAGGACCCCUGUACUUUAUAUUACAGAGCCUUCCUCACUGGUGUGGAUAGUGGUGUGGACCAUGAAGGUUAAGGGAAGAGGUUGGAUGUUUUGUUCACUCACUUUGCAUCCCAUCAGCCACUUUCUAGCAACUUGGACAGCUGUUUGCAUCAGAAUUGCACAGAGUCGUAUGUGGGCAAAUUUCUAAGUGAUAACUGAAUUGAUAGGUCAGCUUCUGAGAUGCUUUUUUUUAUGGUAUUUAUUUGUUUCACUGUUAUUUAUUUUUACAGGAGUAUACAAAAAAUGUAAAUGUAAAAUCUCCAACUGAAUCUCAAACUGAUUUACAAAAUACAAGAAAUAUUCUUUAUAUAUAUAUAUAUAUAUAUAUAUAUAUAUUAGUCAGUGCCACUUAAUCGGGGCACUGAAUCUGGAUUUUUGCUUAAAUGGGACAGAACUCUGGGAGACGGUUCUUCCCAAUGCUAUGUAUGUUGUUUAAUUGGGACAUCGCUUUGUUGAAUUAUUUACGAUCAGAGAUCGCUUUUCAGAGCAAGAUGGGUCACGUAAUGCAGUGCAGUGAUUACGCUUUGGCUUGCAUAAACCAGGUUGAACUCUUGAAAAACCUGGAGUCUCCUGUGGUUUCUUAGGCUGCUGUGGCAAAGAAAGUUGGCGUGUCAAUGUUGCAAGUGUCUUGUCUUGUGACAAGUGUGGUUUCAUUCUAUUUCAUUUCAUUUAGAAAUUUUUGUUUCGGAAUACAGAAAAAGGGACUCAUUUCAAAUGAUGCAUUUAACAAUUAUUCCUAAUGUGCUAUCAUUAAUUUUAUUUUCAUUUAGAAAUAAAAAGGACAGUACAAAAUAUUUAUCUUUUGUGCAUGUCAUAAAUUAUGAAUACAAGUGUGACCUAAGGUCCUCUCAAAUGCCUCGAAGAACGUGUAUUGGAUGUAUAAGGACACCCUGAAUGACCUUACUGCAUUUAUAAUCCAGGUCAAACAGUGGAUUUGAAAAAGAAAAACCAGAAAUCAUUUUUUGGGCAAAACCUUUUUUUUUUUUUCAUUCAAUAUCCUUACACCACAAGAGGGAACAAAAAAGUAGUCCCAUUUAUAAGUUUGAACUGCACAUGAAGUAAAGCUGAGUAAAUUAAUUGAAACAUGACUAUUUAUUUUUGAUAUGUGUUGAAUUGUACAUUGCUGUUGAAUGUACAUUGUUUAAAAACAUGUUAAAGAUCCACCAGGAGGCUUGUUACACCACAAAGCCCUAGAUAAUACUGUACGUCUACCCAGACCUUCCUCACCAAGCCUGGAGCCGUUUCGGUUUCAAGGUGUGUGUUUGAGAGGGGUGGCUAAUGUGUACAGUGUCUUUUUGUGUUUUUCUGUAGCAUAUACAAACAGCUAAAAUACAUUAUUUGAAGUGACAAAGUCAGGGUGUAUAUUGACAGACUAUUAAAACAUGCUUUCAAAAGUUUUUAACAAAUUGAUGCAAUUGUGUCGCAAUUGCCGGCAUGUUUAGUACAUCUCAUAAUAUUUGAGAACCCUCAUUUGCACUGUCAUCACCCCCUUUUUGCAAAUUUAUGCAGGAAUGCCCAUAAUUCCAUAUUCAUUGCAGGCUGAACCGCAAGGAAAACCUGCUGCCGCAAAACAUUCCCUGAAAGGUCGCUUGCAGCAUUGCGCUUGUUUAGUACAUUUCAUCCUAGACUUACGACUCGUUAACAACUCAUUUACGACAGCCGCAACACUUUAAUACAUCUACCCCUAAAUCCAUACACCAAACCUCCCUGAACCUACACAGUAGUGAGUAUUAUGAGGCCAGACACCACUAUUUCUUCACUGCACUAAUGUUACUGCAGCCUUCAAGGGUAGGAGCUGGAUUAAAAUGGCAAAAGCAAACAGCCAUAGCAGAUCACUGUUCUGCAUCGCUUUCAGCACACAACAUAUGUGGCUGUCAGAAAGCAGUGCUAUAAUUGUAUGUAACAAGGCCUAUCUUGUUUGGCCCCUACCCAAUAUGACUUGAAUGUAUAAACUGGCUGUUCUGUAAUGGGCAGAGCAAAUACACUAGGAAACCGUGUAGCACUGACCCAUUGUCAUUGUAGCCCCACUGCCUCGCCAUUCUUAACCCAUGAUAAAAGGGAAUAUCAUGAAAGUAAUUUAUUUGUCUGUCUCUCUUGUAUAUAUUUCUUUAUUCAUCCAUUUUAUUUAUGUAUUGGUUGAUUAAUUGAUUUACUUUAUUCAUGACAAUGUAUAAGCUAGGUAAUUAAUAAUAAUAAAACAGCCCAGCUUUCACACUGUGACGUUUCCAUAGGAUAUUGACACUAUCAACUACAUAGUGCUUCCGAAGCACAUAGCCAGUACUGGGCCAUGUAUAAAAGCUUCUGUGGAGCUGCAGGACAGGUGAUUCUCUAGGGAACCACUGUUAUAAAUACAGGUACAAGCAUACAGUAUUUUCUUUUUUUGGUUUGCAAUUUCUUUAAAGCAAUUAGUUAUUACUUGUGGAAAUAUGGGCACAAACAGUGGUACCAAAUGAAAGUUGUUCAUCUCCAAAGUGAACUGUUUUUUAAUACUUGAAUAACUUUUACCUUUGACGUACCUUCUUUGUGUCUGUUUACAGUGUUUUUCUGUAAUUUGACCUUUUGUGCUCUAUUACUUUUCAGGAAGCUUAGUUGACAGUCCAGUUUUAAUGCUUACAUUUCCCAAAGAUAGUUGUAGCUGUAGGAACAUAAGCCUUCCCUACAGUAAAGUUGGUAGUUCUAAUUCCCAGGAAUUUGGAAGACUAAUGUAAUUAUUCCAAAGGCCAGUUGCCUAGAAGUUAUAGAUGAAGUACCACUGGCUUCUGGGAUAUUGAGUUCACCUGACACAAGUGAUUACUCACCAAUGAUAUUUAUAAAGCAAGAAUCUGAACAUUCCUAAUCUGAUUUAUACACUUUUCAGUUAUUCAAAGGCUACAGUUUAUGACGUUCUGAUUGUUGCAAUAUUAAAUGGUCCCAUUUGACUCUGAAUUCCUCUUUUGUACUUCUGUGCAGUUGUGUUUUACUUUUACUAGAAAUGUAAAAUAAUGUAGCUGUUCUGUAGUCUUAAUUCUACCAAGAUUCAUAGGAUAGCAAAUAUAGGGACUUAACUAAAGUAACUAUGAGCAUGGUACUGUAGUAUUCUGAAUAAAACGCCCUAUUGGGAAAGUGUAAGAAUCGAUUAGAAAUGUGUUUUUUCAUCAGGAGGGCAUCUGUGCUUGCACCUUAUCCAUAUGGCCACUCGCCAACCAUUGCAGCCCUAAACAUUAAUCAGAAUCACUGAUGCAGCUGCUGCAUUGUUAAGUUUCUUUACAGCAGUGUGUUUUUAAUAAUAACAUGGUUUUGCUGUGGCUGAUCAACUGAAAAAAUAACAAACAAAGAAAAAAGUUAAUCUAGUAUAAUUUUUUUUAAUUUUUAUUUUUUUGCACUGGAAAUUCACAGGAACUUGUUAAUAUUUAUUACAGAAAGAUAAAGUAUAUAAAUAUAUAUAGUAAAAUUGAUAAUGAUAUUAAUAGUGGCAUGCGUACUGGUUAAAAAUAAACCCGGCUGUGGAGUUCCUGUGUAGCUUAUGGUUUCCCCAAUUUAAAACAAAUUGAUUGAUGUAGUGAAAAGCAUCUUUAUUAGCAGCUAAUGCCUGAAGAAAGCCAUAACCCACUUGGAACUGUUCUGCACUUUCUUUGUGUGUGUGUGUGUCAUUUUUGGCAUGUAUUGGUUUGUUAGAGGAUACUGUAUUCAACUGUUGUGUGGUUUGUACUGGAAAACUGCAUCCUAGUGUAGAAAAGUAGACCACUCUUCUGGAUCGUGAGAUAGAUAGGAGAAGUAUGUGUUUUUCUCAGGUGUGGGUUAACCUGUAAAACAGGGCAGCAUUACAAGCAUAACCCUUACCCAAAAGUACUAUGUACUAUCUAAGCAGUGCUGCCACUAACCCAGUAAUUACAUUUUUAUUUGACCCCCCCUUUUCUUAAAGUAACUUAAACUUGGCUAUUGCUACUAGUGGUAGUACAGCAGAGGAACGGCUGCAGUAACAUAGCAGUACUGUUAAUGCCUUUUGGUAAGGGAGAUGCAUGCACAAACCAUCAUCACAUUAUUAUUACUACAUCCCCUGAAACUUGUCAAAGUAUUUUGUGUGUGUGUGUGACAUAUUUGCCUAAUGUUGGAUGAAAAAGUAACAUAAUUAAGUUGAUACUACCACUGUUAUUUGCACCCUGCUUGCAAAUACUACACUAAAUUGGGUGACCAUAUGGCUCCUGGCUCACCGGGCCGUUUUAUGAACUCAUUCUGCAAUGCACUCUGGUACUUGUAGUCCUGCAUCCUAGUGAACGUGGGGACAUGUGGUCCUGGUGACCCUGUUUGUUGCGAUGAUGUGAAUGUUGGAAAAUGUUUAAAUGUAUUUGUGGGAUUAAUGUAAUAACUGCUAACCAAUAGAAUAAGUCAAUGACAUUACUGUGGGUUCACAGGGAGUGAGACACACAGCAAAGAAACAGUGGCUUAGAAAGGCUGGUGGCACCACAUUACUGUCUCUUGGUGUGUUAAUGUCUGUUGUGAUGAUGCCCAAAAUAAGGUAGAUGUAGUAUGUUAUUCAAACUUCUUUACUGGGGA